This is a messenger RNA of Psylliodes chrysocephalus, 1539 nucleotides long. The record is from the annotation of a GenBank genome assembly. NCBI's taxonomy places the organism in Eukaryota, Metazoa, Arthropoda, Insecta, Coleoptera, Chrysomelidae.
AUGGCUAUAAUUGCCUUUGUUUACUUGGUUUUCUUAAUAACAACCAUUUACUUUAUCUCAUAUUAUAAGUUAUGUUAUUGGAAAAGAAGACAAACAUUCCAUUUAAAGCCAACAUUCUUCUAUGGAAAUCUUAGGGACAGUAUUUUAAAAAAUACGCCACUUAGUUCAACAAUAUCGGACAUUUACAAAAAGGCUCGAAUCAAAGGACACAAAUAUUUUGGUUACUACAAAUUUUGGACACCAGUCUUCGUUCCAGUUGAUCUGGAUUUGGUUAAAUCCAUUAUGCAAACGGAUUUUGCAUAUUUUCCCAACCAUUAUGGAUUCGUCGAUGAACAAAAUGAUCCACUCAUAGGAAAUUUAUUUAGUUUGCAUGACGAUAAAUGGCGACAUAUGAGGUCCAAGUUGUCUCCUACAUUUACAUCAGGUAAAAUGAAGAUGAUGUUUGAUACCAUGAUGGAAUGUUCUAGGAAUCUUCAGAACGUAGUUGAAGAACAUGCUCGUUUUAACAAACCAAUAGACUGUAAAGAUAUUCUAGAAAGAUUUACAAUUGAUUUGAUUGGAAAUGUAGGAUUCGGUAUAGAAUCGAAUAGUCUUAAAUAUCCGGACUCAGAAUUUAGAAAACAAGGACUUAAAAUUCUGCAAUUUACUUACAAAGAAAAAUUAAAAUUUUUUAUAUUUAUGGUAUUGCCUACGUGGUUGGUAAGAAAACUUGGUUUUACGAUGUUGACUCAAGAUGCACAAAGUUUUUUCAUAAACCUUGUUCAACAAACUGUUAAACAUAGGGAAGAAAAUAAUGUUUUCAGACAAGACUUCAUGCAUUUGCUCUUACAGUUGAAAAAUUUUGGUCGAGUAAAUAAUAUCAAAGAAACUACUGUGAUAAACAAAAGUCACACUGUUCAAGGUCUUACACUUAAUGAAAUGGCAGCCCAGUGUUUUGUUUUUUACCUAGCAGGAUAUGAAACAUCUGCGACAGCGAUGACGUUUGCACUCAUAGAAUGUGCACAAAAUAUGGAAAUUCAAGAUAAGGCUAGAGAAGAAAUAUGGAGGGUUCUAAAGAAGUACGACAACAAGAUGACAUAUGAGGCUAUGAUGGAGAUGGAUUAUGUAGAAAAAAUUAUAUUAGAAAGCCUGAGAAAACACCCGCCAUUAUAUAUGCUACCUCGAGUUUGCUCCAAGGACUACAGAGUCCCAGGUACCGAUCUAAUAAUAGAAGCUGGCUCAAACGUUGACAUUCCAGUACUAGCGAUUCACCGAGAUCCUGAGCAUUAUCCGGAUCCUGAAAGAUUUGAUCCUGAAAGAUUCAAUGCAGAGAACAAAGCACAGAGGCAUCCUUUUGCGUUUUUACCAUUUGGUGAAGGGCCUCGGAUAUGUAUAGGUAUGAGAAUGGGAAAACUCCAGGACAAAGUGGGAUUAUGUACAAUUUUGAGUAAAUAUAAAGUCACUAUUAAUGAAAAAACUGAGUUACCGCUUAAAUACAAUCCUGGAAUGGCUACUACACUAAAAGGAAGAGUAUAUUUAAAUUUGGAACAAGUAUUUUGA